Messenger RNA from Linum tenue, 1218 nucleotides. The record is from the annotation of a GenBank genome assembly. Lineage: Eukaryota; Viridiplantae; Streptophyta; Magnoliopsida; Malpighiales; Linaceae.
AUGACGAAUCGCGGUGGCUCGCCGUGGGCAGAUCUUCCAGAGGAGAUCCUGGAAGCAAUCGGCAGCCGCAUCGACCACCCAAUCAACGUUCUCAACUUCCGCUCCGUCUGCUCCUCCUGGCGCUCCGCCGUCCGUACCCCUGACUUCCACCAUCCAAUUCCGCCCAUUGAAGUCCGGCUACCUUACCCCGGCGACGUCGACGGCGUCCUCGUUCCCUCCACUCUGUGCUUCGUGGAGUUUCACUCUCCUCCGAUCCCCAAUGGCGAUUCGACCUUCGCCGUCGCCGGCGGCGACGACGCACCGCGGGGAGGCGGCGGUUGGCUGAUCAAGGUCGAAGAAACCUCCCGCGGCAAGCUGCAGCUUCUGAACCCAAUCUCCAACCUCAAGAUCCGCUACUCUCCGAUUCAAUUGAGCUUGCUCGACUUCCGCCCCGUCCAAUUGACCACCUCGUUCCGCCUCAGGUUCCAGGUCGGAUGCCCAACCUUCGAGAUUAACAAGGUUCUUCCGUUUCCCCCCUCUGCCGCCUCGGCUGUCACCGUCAUAGCGAUUUUCCACGAAGGCAGAAUAGGUUACUGGAGAAACGGAGAUGAACGCUGGACUCUGUUAGACGGCAGAAGCUUCGAUUACGACGAUGUAAUCAUCCACCGAGGUCAGUACUACGUCACCGACCGAUUGGGGAAACUGUCCCUGAUCGAUUCGUCCCUGAGAUUCGACGAAUCCUACCCCUCGCCGCGCGGCGGCGGGCAGAAGAAUCUGGUGGAGUCCGGGGGAGAUCUGUACUUGGUGGAUCGGUACUUGAGCGGGAGGAGGAGGAACUGGAAGGAUGUGGAUGAUGCGAUUACCAACAGCUUCCAUCCGAUCCGAUUCCUCGUGGGGACGAGGAGGGGAAGGAAGUGGAACCCUAGAGCGGUGGAUUUCAAGGUCUACAAGCUGGAUGAGGAAAUCGGGGAAUGGGUUGAGGUGAAGUCGUUGGGGGAUGAUGGUAGAGUGUUCGUCCUGACGACGGAGUGUUGUUUCUCGGCUCCGGCUGCGCAGAUCGCCGGCGGGAAGAAGGAUUGCAUUUACUACUCCGAUGAUGAUGAUUAUGUGGCCAGGAACAUGAUGAGGACGGAGAGCAUUCGGGUGUUUCAGUUGGGGGAUGGGAGUAUUGAGGAAGUGAAAACGUUGCCUCGCGAGUCUAAUGUUUUUCUGCCUCCUGGCUUUCGUAUGGAGUUUUAG